AUGUUUAAUGCAUAUAUAUUUAAGCAGGCAGCAUGCGGCUUAUGUGUGGGAGUAGGAUGUUUCAGUGAUCCACCAGAAAUUCCAGGCAUGGCAUCUUUCCUCAAACAUAUGAUUUUCAUGGGAUCCGAAAAAUAUUCACAGGAAGAUAAUUUUGAAGAAUUUAUUGAUCAACAUGGUGGUACUGUUAAGGCCUCAACAGAUUAUGAGUAUACAACAUUUCACUUUGAUAUCCAAGAAGAACACUUGUUAUCAGCUCUUGAUCGUUUUGCUCAAUUUUUUAUUAAACCCUUGAUAAAGAAAAAUUCUAUCAUACAAGAACUAGAGAACAUAAAAAAUGAGUUUCAGUUGGUACCUUGUGAAGAGGACAAGAGACAACAACUAUUCUCCUCCUUCGCGCAAACUGAUCCAGCCAACAAAUUUACUUGGGACCAUUUAAUAACAUUUGGCGAUAAUGUACAUAUCGAUAAAUUGCAUAAAGAGCUGCACACAUUCAGAUAUCGUCAUUAUAGUGCUCACAGAAUGAAGCUAGCUAUACAAGCGAGACUAUCGCUGGAUAUAUUGGAAAAAUAUGUCGCAACAUGUUUUACUGAUGUACCAAAUAAUGGGCUACCUCCUGAUGACUUUAAAAGCAAUGUUUCUUUUGAUAAUUCCGCUCUAAAAAAAAAGUGUAAAUUAAUUUCUGAUUCUUUCGAAGAGGAUAGAGUAGAAAUAACAUGGGAAAUACCUUUGUCAUCUGAUUUUUACAAAAGUAAACCAUAUCAAUAUAUAUCAUGGAUUAUUGGGCAUGAAGGAAAAGGUUCCCUAAUUAGUUAUUUACGCAAAAAGAUGUGGAGUUCUAUGUGGUCCAAUGAUAAAGUCCAAUGUGACUAUGAAAUAUUCCUCAGACAUAAUUAUGUAUAUUCUAUAUUGAAGAUUACUGUAAUGCUUUCUUAUGAGGAUCAACGCUACUUGAAAGAAGUUUUAGACGCGAUAUUUUCAUUUAUUAAUUUGCUAAAACGUGAGGAUCCACAGAAAAAAACUAUUUGUUAUGAGAUUUAUAAGAGACAAGAGUAUGAGUUCAGGUUUGCUAAUGAGAAGGAUCCAAUGGAUUAUGUGAAAGAUUUGUGUGAGGGUAUGUUUUUCUAUCCACCGCGUGAUUAUAUAACUGCAAACAAGCUUAUUGAUAUUGAGUAUGAUCCAGAAAUUAUACAAAAAUGUUUGAAUUAUUUGGUGCCAGAUAACGCGAAUAUCACUCUUUUUAAAAAAAAUUUGAAUACUCCCAAAUUAAAAAAAAUCGAUAUGUGGUCCAAAACGAAAUAUGCAAGCAUUAUUCUACGAAAGAAAUUAAGAAAACAUUGGAAAUCUAUUAAGCCAUUGCCAGAUUUUCAUUUACCCCUACAGAAUAUAUUCCUUACUAGUGACUUCUUUUUAAUACCAAUACCAGCGGAAGUUUCGAAAUAUCCUGUAAAAGUACAUAAUGAUCGAGUAUCGGAGAUUUGGUAUCGUCCGGAUCCCAAGUUUUGUUUGCUAGAAUGUUAUAUGAAUUUCCAAUUUAUUUCCCCUUUGAAAUUUCAGUCACCAAAAAAUGCAGCUCUCAUAGAUAUGUACUGCCGUGUGUUAAACCUGCUUUUGCACGAAGAAUUAUUUCCAGCUACAGUAGCGGGGUAUGACUAUCAAAUUAGUGUCAGUGAGAAGGGUAUUACAAUUGAAUUAAACGGGUUUAACGAAAAACUACCCCUUUUAUUGAUGACUAUUGCAAAAUAUAUGGUAGAUUAUCCAACCAUUGUUACGACAGACUUAUUUGAAAUUGUUAAAGUGCAACAAUUAGAGACAUAUAACGAGAUGUUCAUAAAACCUGGAAUAUUCGUCCGGGACGUGAAAUUAAUGAUACUAAAGUUGGUCCAUUAUACACACGUUGACAAGCAUACUGCUCUGCGUGGUGUUAAUUUUGAAGAAUUUCGAGACUUUGUGAAAUCUUUUAUCGAUUGUCUGUAUAUUCAGUGCCUCGUGCAAGGCAACAUAACGCAAAAAGCUGCGAUCGAGACUGUACAACAAUGUCUUGAAAUAAUUAAAUGCGCUCCUUUGCUUACUAGUACAAUUCAGGAUGUGAGAGUCACUCAGAUAUCUUUGGGCACAAGCUAUUGCAAGUUGAAAAAUAUCAACAAAGUUAGUACAGCUUCUGUAGUAACAAAUUAUUAUCAAGCCGGUGCCAGGUCGAUGGAAUUAUCGAUGUUAAUAGAUUUAUUGAUGUGUAUAAUGAAUAAACAGUUAAGCAAUUGGCUAUCCAAACUACCUUUUACAUAUGGCUCAUGUGAUCUUCAAGAUGUCAACGGAAUUUUAGGAUAUUCUAUUACUGUUCACAUUCAGACAAAUAAAUAUACAACCAAGCAUAUGGACCAGCAAAUUGAGGAAUUUUUGAAAUCGUUUAAUAAGAUUUUGGAAAAGUUCUCAGAAAAGGAAUUGAAUGAUAUAAAGAAAGAACUAAUAAAAGCAAAACAUAUAGUUUAUGACAAUCUUGCAAAAGAAGUUGACAGAAACUGGAAUGAGAUAACGAAGUCGGAAUAUAUUUUUGACAGAUUCGAGAAGGAAGUGCUUGCAAUAAAGGACAUAAAAAUCAACGAGCUGAAAGAAUGGUUUGUAAAAUAUACAAUGAACGGAAAUAAUUUCAGAAAAUUGAGCGUACAUGUGGUAGGAACUGAUCCGAAGAAAGACGCAAUCGAGAUAGCGAAGAGUGACAAGAAAGAGAGUUUUGUUUUGGAAUAUAUAAUUGACGAUCAGCAGAAAACUGAAGUUCAUUAUUAUAUUACUGACAUAGAAGAUUACAAGACAAGAUCUCUCUUCUCAAACUAUAGAAUGCAAGAAUCGUUGGUUACGUCUUCGUCAAAGAUUCAGCAAGGAGAGGCAGUUGCGGGAACAAGAGACGAGGAGUGGAAGCAAAAAGCCCACGAGACAAAAAUGGAUGUUAUUUGA
Mycetomoellerius zeteki is the source of this 2949-nucleotide messenger RNA. RefSeq names its product nardilysin. Gene Ontology annotation, molecular function: metal ion binding. The transcript is spliced from 12 exons. The record is from RefSeq and is a predicted model, not a curated record. The coding region runs from base 1 to 2949 and encodes 982 amino acids. NCBI's taxonomy places the organism in Eukaryota, Metazoa, Arthropoda, Insecta, Hymenoptera, Formicidae.